UCUCACACUGCAUUAUCAUCUCACUUCAGCUUUUCUCUCCUCCUGUCAAAGGAUCGGUGUUCAGUUGAAUUUUCCGAUCAGAUCUUGACCAUGGAUUCCGGCAAGAUCUUCAUCUGCCUUACCACACUCCUGUUUGCAUAUACACAAGCAGCAACACCAGCCCAUUCACCACCAAUCAUCUUAACCCCAACUCCGGCACCGGCACCGGCGCCGACCUACGUUAACCUCACCGACCUCCUGAGCGUCGCCGGCCCGUUCUCCACGUUUCUUAAGUAUCUUGAAUCAACAAAAGUCAUUGAAACCCUACAAAAUCAAGCAAACAACACCGAUGAAGGCAUCACUCUUUUUGUACCCAAAGAUAAAGCCUUUUCUUCCCUCAAAAAACAAUCACUUUCAAACCUCACCGCCGAUCAGCUGAAACAACUGUGUCUCUUCCACGCGCUGCCGCAUUACUACUCGCUGUCGGAUUUCAAGAAUCUCAGUGACGCCGGCCCAAUGAACACACUCGCCGGAGGUUCUUACACUUUGAACUUUACAGAUAUCUCCGGCACCGUGCGAAUUGGGUCCGGUUGGACCAACACAGAAGUGAGUAGCAGCGUGCAUUCCACCGAUCCUGUUGCGAUUUAUCAGGUGAACAAGGUGUUGCUUCCAGAAGCCAUUUUCGGAACUGAUAUUCCUCCUCCAGCACCGGCUCCGGCACCGGUACCUGAUAUUGCUCCGGUGGCGGAUGCUCCAGAUGCGGAUGGUGGUAAAGGUUCAGGUUCAGCUGCGAAGGCGUCAUCGCCGUCCUCUUCUCACCGGAUUCUCGGGUGGAGGUGGUUGAUGAUGGUGGUCGUUUCCGGUGGAUUUGUGGUGACCUUGUAAGAUAUGCAAAGUGGGAUGUCUGAAUGAAGCUACCGAUAAGAAAAAAAGCCAUUCUUUUGAUAUCGUUUUUACGUAUUUCAUUGAUUGAUACUUGAAAUAUUUAUGAGAAUUUGAUGUAUUUUUGUUGUAUAAUUUUUCUUUAUUAUGCUACUAAAAGAAUUAUUGUUGUUU
Molecule: messenger RNA, 1035 nt
Organism: Cynara cardunculus var. scolymus (artichoke)
Lineage: Eukaryota; Viridiplantae; Streptophyta; Magnoliopsida; Asterales; Asteraceae
Product: fasciclin-like arabinogalactan protein 7
Exons: 2
Coding region: 91-864 (257 amino acids)
Source: RefSeq, a predicted model, not a curated record